GCAGUUUAGCGCUGAAAAGUUUCCGGGAAGGUCCCGCAAUACGGCGCAAAUUUUCCGGGGAUCGCGAAAACUUUGUGGCAUUUAGAAACGACGAUUUGUUUCCGGAAAAUCUGAUGCGUUUAAUGUUGUGCAGUUGGAUUUUGUGGCCGUUUAAUUGCGAUACUUAAAUGGUUGCUAGUGAUUGUGGAUUGCGUUUAGUAUCACGAGAAAUUUUAGGAAUUCGUUUUUGAAUAUUCAGAUGUGACCCGAUUGAAAAGGAGGUCGAAGAAGCGAAUUGGUGAAGGAACACUUUCCGCAGCUGCAAUAAAGCCUUAAUAGAGGAACAAAGAAAAACUGGAAAACGGCCCGUUCCAGUCGGAAAAUUUAAUUACUUGACACAAAAGCCGUAUUUACAUGGGGAGAGACUGUAACAAUAGAAGGCGCGAGUGGUUUUUAUGUGUUAAUGUGUUUUGAAACGAUUCUGAGUGACAUAAAAGAUGGAAUAUUUUUUAAUGAAGCUUUUGUGGUGUUUUCUUUUCGUUGGUUUUGUGGAGGUGGUUUACUCAGCAGGGAAUAAUUUCAAAUGGGUACGAGUAAAUGUGCCACAAUACAGAGUGCCAGGUGAAACAGCCCAAUUGCAGUGCGAUUACGAUUUAGGCAAUGACACUCUAUAUUCUGUAAAGUGGUAUAAAGAGCACGAAGAAUUCUACAGAUAUGUGCCAAAAUUGCGGCCAGAAUCCAAUUCCUAUAAAGUUGAUGGAGUUCAUGUGGACAUGUCUAAGUCGGACAACAGAAAAGUGGUCCUUCACUCCGUCAACUGGAAGACGAGCGGAGUCUACAAAUGUGAAGUGUCGGCCGAGGCGCCAUCAUUCGCCAGUGCUCAAAGCGAGGCCAGGAUGGAAGUCGUAUCCCUUCCGGACGAGGAUCCGGUAAUCUCCGGCGUCGAGGAACAAUAUCAGAUCGGCGAUGAGAUCAACCUGAAUUGCACUUCAGGCCGCAGCCGACCAGCAUCAAUACUCCAUUGGUACAUUAACGAACAACAGAUCCAGAAACCUGAAGCUUUAAUUCCAUACCCGAUUGAGCAUCAUGCGAAGGGUUUGGUGAAGACAAACUUGGGUUUGAGGUUCAUAUUGACCAAUCGUCAUUUUUUGGGCGGCUCCAUGAAAGUGAAAUGUGUCGCUUCAGUGGCUCCAAUUUUAUUUAGUGAAGAUCGAGAGACGGUGGUUCAGAGUUUGCCGGUUGUGAAAGAUAUGAGAGAAGCACUAUUAUUAGUAAAAAGUUCAUCGAGUCGAAGCAAAGAAGAACUAACUGUGUGUCUGCUGGCUCUAAGCAUAAUAAAUGUUCUUGUAACUUGAGUAUCUCCGAUGGCGAACAAUUUUAACUUCAAAAGCUGAGUACUCUUUGUGUGAAUCCCCCUGAAAAGACUUUCACGUUUUAAGUAAAUACUUUUUGAACAAAUCCCUCUCUCUAGUUGAACAAUUUUAAAUAACGAACAAGAAUUGUAAAAAAUCAUUAGAACCAGAUGUUCAGUAAAGUGCUGGUAUUGUGAUGCUUAAUAUUUAUUAUUGAAAGUUGAAAACUGUAAAUGAGAAAACCUACCUCGGCCUUGAGUUAGAGUUAAAGCAGAACAUCUAUCGACUUGAAGAUGUGCACAUUUCUCAAUAGCUGCUGGUUUUUAUAAUUGUCGCUCACAACGUCGCUUGAAACAUAACUUCGAAAGGUUUAUCAUACAUUUUUCGGAAUCUCUCAACUACCAAAUAAUUUAUUUGCAACUGAUACUGGCACUAUAAAAGACAUAUUGCAACAAUUAUGAAACAUUAUAUUUUUGUAAAAAUAUAGUACCUAUGUUUUGUCAAUUGAAUAAUAUUUUCCCCUAUUUCAAAUUAUUUAUUAUCGACAAUCUAGACAAAUUCUUAUAAACAUUUUUUCAUAGACCAUUAAGCACUUACUAGUCUUUUAAGGUAGUUGAAAUCCUAAGUUAGUAAACAAAUAUUUUGAUAAUUAUUGAAUUGAUAAUUGAAUUAAAAUUUAGUCUCGUUGAAUGUAAAUAUUGAAUUUUUCUUAUGUGGUCAAUCAACAUUAAAUCCAGUAGGCCAUUGAAGAACUCUGAAUUUUUAAGAAUAUGUGAGAUGAAGGUAAAUUUACUUAUUAGUGGGAUAAUUCGAGCUCCUUAAAUUGUUUAUUGGAUCUCUACGUUUGGCCUACAAUGUAAAUAUAUACUGAAUCUGUAAGCUCUGAUGAUGAAAAGCGAUGUGAUAUGUUGAUUUUUAAAUCUAUAGCUAACGAAAUAUUAUUAGUUCUUUCUUGUAUGCUUUGCGAGCAAUUUCAACAAAGGUCUACAAUAUAUUUGUUAGAGAAACAUACACGUUUCUAAACCAAAUCAAUUUGAACUCUUAUAAAUGUAAUUUCCGUAUACACUGCGGUUAAUAUAUUGUAGAUCUUUAUUCUAUUAACACUCUGAAAUUUCCUAAUGUUAUCAAAUGUACACCUUCAAUUUAAAUUACAAAUUAUUUCUUCUCUUAGUUAAAUAUAUAGAUAUGUAAUCAUGCGGCUUCUCUAGCUUAAAUUGCACAUGUACAUAAAAUUAUCUAUAGAAAAUUGAAAUGUCAAUCGUCUUUAGUUAAAGGUAUAGAAUUAUAAUUUAGCUCUAAACCUAUUGGCGGGUUUUCCUUUAAAAUAAAAGUGUGAUGUGUAA
Dendroctonus ponderosae (mountain pine beetle) is the source of this 2674-nucleotide messenger RNA. RefSeq lists its product as uncharacterized. Lineage: Eukaryota; Metazoa; Arthropoda; Insecta; Coleoptera; Curculionidae. The coding region runs from base 477 to 1334 and encodes 285 amino acids. The transcript has 7 exons. The record is from RefSeq and is a predicted model, not a curated record.